AUGGCUUCUACGGAGAAGCUACAGGGCAGUGAGCGAGAUCAGUCCAAAAUCGAGACAAACAAUUCAGACGAUAUUCCAGCAACUACAGAUACUUAUUCGGAAUCAGAAUUAAGGCCCGAAUCAGAAAAGGCACCAUCCGCGCCGUAUCGGGAUGCUGAAGCCGCGAACAAACACGAUAAGCUACGACCAGUGCCCGUUCCUCGUCUGAAACGUCGCGGUCUUUUUGGUCAAAUUACAUUGAUACCUGAGGUUGAGAAUCCGAGAGCAUAUGCGAGAUCGACGAAAUGGAUCUUAACAUGUACCAUUUCCCUUGCAACACUCAUUGCGCCUAUGGGAACUUCUAUUUUCUACCCUGCUUUGCAUCAGGUUGAAACAGAUCUACACACCAGCGCAACCGGUACCAAUCUAUCUUUGGCAUUCUACUUGUUAGCAAUGGCGAUUUUCCCGUUGUGGUGGUCAAAUUGGGCAGAGGCAUUUGGACGACGAACGAUUUAUCUGAUAUCUUUUGUCCUGGGGGUAGUAUUUGCCAUAUUAGCCGCUAUUUCAAACUCAAUUGGAAUGCUCAUUGCUGUGAGACUAUUAAGCGGUGGCUCAUCAGCCUCUGUCCAGGCCGUCGGAGUCGCUUCAAUAUCUGAUCUAUGGGAACCGCGAGAGCGAGGACGUGCCAUGGGAAUAUUUUUUCUGGGUCCACAGUUAGGUCCCUUUCUAGCACCUAUCAUCGGUGGUGCUCUGGCAGAUAGAUGGGGCUGGAGGAGCACCAUGUGGUUUGCUGUGAUAUUGGCAGCGGCUAUGCUUCUCAUGUUAUCCAUCAUCUUACCAGAAACGUCAUUGAGAAAAGAAACGACAUGGCGCACUCGCGUUAACGAGAGAAUUGGGAAUCAUGAUUCGUUUCUGAGAAUUAUUCUUCUACUAAGAAUACUUUUGAUAGACCCAUUCCGUGCACUUCUCGUUCUCCGGUAUCCCGCAAUGUUCUUGCCCAUGUUCUACAUCGGAAUCGUGACUAUAUACUUUUACAUACUCAACAUCAGCAUCCAAAACACGUUUGCUAGUCCUCCUUACAAUUUCAGCACCCUGAUUGUGGGAUUGUUGUAUAUUCCGUCUUCGUUGGGCUAUAUCUGUGGAAGCAUUUUCGGCGGUAGGUGGAUGGAUUAUGUGAUGCAGCGUGAGGCAAGAAAGGCGAACCGAUGCGAUGAAACUGGCAGACCUAAAGUUUACCCCGAGGAGCGUAUGAAGGAGAAUGCUUGGGCGGGAGCUUUGCUUCCUGUGGUAGCGUUACUGUGGUAUGGUUGGACGGCAGAUAAGGGCAUUUACUGGCUCUGCCCGAUGAUCGCAAACUUUUUCACUGGCUUCGGUAUGAUUAUUAUCAUCAGUGUGGGUAUCACUAUGAUCAGUGAAUUUAUGCCAGGUGAUCCUCGAGGUUUGGCCGCAUCUGUCUUUAUCCGUAAUGUUCUCGGUUGUGUUGGCACGGUCGUGGCAGCGCCAAUGCUUGAUGAAUUGGGAAACGGAUGGACUUUUACACUCUGGGCAUUGGUAGCAUUGGCAAGUGCCUCGGUGAUUGUUGCAAUCACCAAAUUUGGCCCACAAUGGAGGGAGUCUAUGGUGGCUUCUGGCGCGGUACAGGGUUGA
Molecule: messenger RNA, 1626 nt
Organism: Talaromyces stipitatus ATCC 10500
Lineage: Eukaryota; Fungi; Ascomycota; Eurotiomycetes; Eurotiales; Trichocomaceae
Product: bicyclomycin resistance protein, putative
Exons: 3
Coding region: 1-1626 (541 amino acids)
Biological process (GO): intracellular polyamine homeostasis; transmembrane transport
Molecular function (GO): polyamine transmembrane transporter activity
Source: RefSeq, a predicted model, not a curated record